AUGAAGAAGAAGAAGGCGGGGGAUAAGAAGAAGGCGGGGGAUCACUUGCGCGCUGUAGCUCGCGACGGCCGGGAAGGCGCGCGCCUCCAUCCAGGUUUUCUGCUGCAAAGCACCCCCCCACAGCCGCGUCCGUACGCCACACGCACACUCCUAUCUAUCCACCGAGUGGUCGGUGUACGCUGUGGUCGUGUCCGUCCGUACAGCACCACUCCUCCCGUCCCUCCGCUGGCGCAGUCACCGUCGUCACCCAAGCCGUCGUCGCCGCGUCACAAGAAGCCCCACAUCACGGCUGUGAGCGGCGGCGACGUCGCCCAGCGCACCUUUGCGCUUCCCCUCUCCCGACCAGUCGGCCGCGGCGCCAGGGGGUUCCUUCGUCCAUUCGUCGUGCGGUCGUGGAGGACGCGGCGCGGCGCACCUCCAAGUUUUCUGCUGCAAAGCAGCCAACCACAGAGCCCCCCCGACAAGUGCAGCAACACGACAAGAUGGUGGUGAGGUCGGUAAGUUUUGUGGCUAGUCCCUGCUUGCCUCUGCUGGAGAUGCCAAGAGAUUAUGCUGCCCUGAUAGAAAGGCACCGCGACGGAAUAGAUGAGGUGCGGUGUCUGCUGCAGCGGCGCGGCAAGUCGUGUCUACCGAAGCUGCCGGAGGGUCUACUACCCUUCAGCAUUCUCGACGACAGGGUGGUGGUCAGGUAUUUGCUGCAGUUCCCCAGCGCACAGAAAGCGGGUCCGUACACGCCGAAACACUCAAGCACCACCCCAUCCCACCUGCACGUGCUUGUGUGUGUGUUUGUGUGUGGGGGGUUGCAGCCAAUGCGAUGGAGAAGGCGAUGAAGUGGCGGAACGACAACAGAGAUAUCGUCAAGGUCAAGACGACACAGACAGACGAUCAGAGACCAUCAGCCAGCGGUGCAUUGGGGUAUGAAUCUUGCACUGUCGCAGGCUGCGCUGGACGGCGUGCCGCCCCCCAUGUCGCCGGAGAAGGCCGCUGUGGUGGCGCAGUACUUUGCCGUCGGGCUCCACCCCAACAGACGCAGACCGCACAACAUCCUACUGCUGCUCAGGCUAGGUACAGCAGCCACACACAGAGACGCCCGUACAGAGGGAAAAUUUUUGGUCUCUCUCUCUCUCUCUGUGUGUGUGCGUAUCUGUCUGAUUCCUGCGUCUGUGUGUGUAUUUUGGCAGGGCUGAGCACCGUGCAGGCGGUGCAUUCGAAGCUCACACACGCAGGUGGGCGAGUGGUCACACACACACACACACACAGAGGGAUGGUGUGCACUUUGUGGUUCUCUUUCGCCAGAGCUGCGGAAUAUGUUUCUGUGGAGCAUGGAGAGUCAGUUCUGGUGGGGCCUGACCGAAGGGGCCACCGACAAGAUGCACUCCGGGUCUUUCAUGAUCGACCUCAGUAAGACGGACGCCCUCACACACGACACGACAAGACACGCACAAGUGUGUAUAUACCAUGUGUGUGUGUGUGUUCGUGUGUGCCGACAGGUCAUUUCGCGAUGCGCAACAUCGACCAGUGGUUCGCGCGGCAGCUGUUGGUGUUUGAUGACGUCGUUGCGACAGGCCAGUGGCUGCACCCGCUGCUCGUCGGACAAGUGGUACGCUCACCCUCCCACACCCCCUCCCUCCCUCCCUCCCUCCCCUCCCUCCCUCUCUAUGUCGCUGUGUGUGUCGAAUGCCGACUGUCUGUCAGGUCGUGUGUAACCCGCCGUUUUGGAUCCGCACGCUAUGGAACUUCUGCCGCAUGUUCCUGAGCAAGGCCAUCUGCGACAAGUUCGUCUUCCUCCCCCCCUCACCGCCCAUCGACAUCCCCACCCCCACGACCUGCAAGUCGGACACCACACUCCCAUCCAGACCCACAAAGCACAGCAGUGCACAUCAUCGGCAGCCGCCCGUCAGCCCUUCAUGCGCGCCGCAGCAGCACCAACAGCAACAGCAAGACUGCGCGAGUGGGUUUGGGAGCAUUGCGGUCUUCGACCCCAUCCUGGAGCUGGUCGAUCCAGAGGUACCCACACACACACACAGUUCGGUUGUCUGGCUCGUGUGUCGCAUAGAGAGAGGAGGCCACCUGCAUCCCUUUCUUGUCUGCAGGACCUGCCGCUGUGGCUGGGGGGCAACUGCGACUGUGUCGGCGGGUGCAUCAAGAACUACGGCGCCUUCCAGGCGCACCCACACCCCUUCAAGAAGGACGCCCCCCACUCCCACAACAUCACCCUCGACCCCGCGCAGAUUCGGGCGCGGUUCCUCUCACUCAACGCCUUCCACGCACUCAAGACGGCCGACAUCCGAUCGCCAUCGAGCUUGUCCAGCCGAUGUUGCAACGAGUCAUCUGGCAGCGAAGAGCAGAGCUUACUGACGACGGUGCCGUCCUCACCGACGGUGUUGUCUUCCCCGACAAUGCCGUCCUCCCCGUUGGUGCCCUCCUCCCCGACUGCGAGUGAUGGCGUGGAUGAGGCUGCCGUCGUGGCCCGGCAAAGGCGGGGCGUGUGGCGUGCGUCGAACAGCCUGGCGGACUGGGAGAUGCUCAGGCAGGUGCACGAGGAGGUUUUCUUCAGUGUGUGACUCACUCACCUCUCUGUGUGUGUGGCUGCUCGUGAGGUGAGGCAGCUGGCUGGCUGCUGCGUGCAUAGGUACUGCAUGGCAAUGCGUUUUUGGCGUCGUGUGGUGUGUUGUGGUGUGCUUUGUGGUGUGCUUUGUGGCGUGCUGCUGGGUGAGGGUUGUGCGUGUGUGGACGGUAGGUACCGCUGCUGAUGGUAUGAUGGUAUGGGUGGAGAGAUGUUUUGCACAAUGACUGACUGACAUUGGUGGACGGGUGCUCUCGCGAAUGUGCGUGAGAGGCACAGCACCCGUAUACUGGUUGGAUGAAUGGCUGCUGAAAGGAUGGCUGCCACCCACCCCACUGCCCACUGCGCCCACUCCUGUGUGUUUGUGCAGAUGUCUAUGUGUGUGUUUGCCUGCGGGAUGGAUGGAUGGAAUGGCGAAUGGCUUUUCUGUGCUGCCCCGAUCUCUGUUGGUGUGAUGUAUGCUCUGUAAGGUGUCUUCAUCCGUCGACAUGUGCCUGUGGCGUACAAUUGCUGGAGAUUAACUUUCUCGCGUACGCAGUGGCAAAGGAGGAAGGAACACACACGCGGAUGCAUGGCUGGCUGGAUGGAUGCAUGGCUGAGUGAUACAUUGGUUCAUGCAUUUAACAUAACCCUCACACUACCUCUCCGUCUGUCUGUCUGUCUGGCUUGGCUGACACUGCUGGCUGCCAAUGUGUAUUGACUGGUGUUUCUAUCAGCCCACCCAUCUACUUAUCCAAUAUAUCAACUUUCUUCUGCACCGCCGAUAUGCCUUGGUAUUUGCUGGCUGCCUGUGGGGACCAUGCCUGAGGGGCGAUUGGGCUGGCUCCUGCCCCAACUGGUUGUCAUUCUCAAUCCGUCCGCUGUGCUCCCGUCACCAGUUCGUCUCCAGCGACCGUGGGCCAAUGGUGCGGUGUCACUUCACCGCUCCGUUGCACCACUCUCGCCAAGCACGCAUUGGUGACGGGAGGCAAGGCGAGCGUGAAGACGGUCACGCCUGUCUCGGACAGUGAGUGCACCUGCGUGUCUGUGUGGUGAGAUUGCAUGGGGGUUGGCUUCGGUGCUCAAGCCACACAAGAGGAUUUGUGCUGGUGUCUUUUCUGGUCCUCCUGUUGGUGUUGGUGUUGGUGUGUUUGUCUGUGCCAUUGCACUGCAUUGCACUGCAUUUGUCGUGAAUGCGUUUUUCGUAUUUCCUCAUAACAUGUCCAUCUACUCAUGGAGAGGCGCUUUCUGCCAGCCUCCCAUACGCUUUCUACGCUACUUCCGUCCCUCUCGCUCUCUCUCUCUUCGCUGCGUACAAUGUGGGUGCCGUAAUUAGUAGUCCCGUGUGUGCGCGCACACGUGUGUGUCCAUGUCCUCACUGACAAACAAAUGCGGCUGUGGACAUUGGAUGCGAUGGAUCGCCGGCUGCCCUGGCUGCUCUUGGCUGCCUGGCUGUCGAUGCUGUCUGUGGGUUUUCUGUCGGGUGGGUGCUGUUCGGGUGGGUGCUGUUUGCGUGGGUGCUGCGGGCAUGGACGCACAGACACUGCUGGCACAUGCAUUGAGAGCAGUCUACUGACGCGCCCAUUUCUCCCUCACUCAAUCCCCGCAGCUGUUCAUCCAUGGAGGAUUGAAGGAGUGGCUUUUCUGUGCGUGUGUGUGUGUUGUUUGAUGCUCACGGCUGCCUGGGGCUGGGGUGGGUGGGGAGGGAGGGAGGGAAGGGCGAUUUGUCUUCCUGCUGCUCACCUGCUAAGGUGUGUGCAGUAUAUCGUUUUUGGCUUUUGGCUCAUCCAUCUGUGCUGCAAUGUAAGUACUCAAAGACAGAGAGGGGAGGGCGAGUGGGGGGGUGGGAGGGGGGAUGUGUGAUGGGUACAUUGGAAGGCAGGGCUGGUAGGCUUUCAGUUCGAUGCACGCACUAUGCUGCACGGACGGCGACGUGUUUUUGCCGAGAGCCCUUCCCUCGUCGUAGGUAUACACAGAUGUUCAUUCCUUCAUCCGGACAUACACACAGACAGAGACAUUGCUUGACGUGCUAUAACUGACUGCUGUGUGGGGCUGUGUGCGAUGGGCCCGCGAGGCGACGUUCUUUCAACUGUGCCUACCCUGCAUGGGAGAAUGGGGAGGUGUCUGCACGGGCGCAGUAUGGUGGCGGGUGUCUCCGGGCACUCAGGCGGUGACUCACGACAUGGUGGUUGAACACACUGAACAUGUCACACAACCCUGACAACAGCACAAUCUUCGCCAGUCGGACAGAAUCUAACCCAACGACGAGAACCAGGUAGCUUGUGAGUCGAGUGGCAGCAGUCAAACAAAUAUAAAAUGUACACAGCGAUGACUGAGGGCUGGCUCCAAAUCACACACCGGGCCGGCGUUGUGCAUAAAAAGGCACUGAGAACUUGCCGGCCUUUGCUCCUUGCCAUUUCCCUCUGUGUCUCU
Vitrella brassicaformis is the source of this 4978-nucleotide messenger RNA. The record is from the annotation of a GenBank genome assembly. NCBI's taxonomy places the organism in Eukaryota, Vitrellaceae.